AGUCGCAAAGUCGGUAACUCGAACAGCGCCGACGGGGCGGCACUACUCCAACAGGCGGUGGCCGAUGGGUUGCCGACGUCCUCCGGCGCAGCGAGCCACGCGCCUCGCUGGCUGCUAGCGGAGGAAGUUUGAUUCCAUCGGGUUUUUAACCGUCGUUGUCAGUGUACCAGAAAAGCCAGAACGGCCAGGAGCUCGGCUCCGUCCGCCGCGUCGCUCGACUGCACCUCCACCGGGAGCGCGGCAGCACGGCAGCACCAUGGCGGUGGCCCUCUUCGUGCUGCUCGGCGUCCUCCUGGCCCUGCUCGUGCCCAACGCCGUCAGGGUCUUCCACCACAUCUGCCAGGUGGCGCACAUAAUGCGCGUCACGAAAGACAUCCCCGGACCCAAGUGUUGGCCCGUGAUCGGCUGCCUGACGGACUUCCUGGCCGCGAUCCGCGACAUGCACGGCACCAUCAACGACAUCGUCCGCAACUACGGCACCACGGUGCGCAUGCAGGUGCUGGACCGCGUCGUCGUCAUGGUCAUGGACCCCGACGACGUGCAGGUGGUGUGCACGCACCCCGCGCUGGCCAACAAGGCCUCGCACUACGACCAGCUGUACCUCCACCUGGGCAUGGGGCUCAUCACCAUGAACGGGCCGGCCUACAAGCGGCAUAGGAAGGCCAUCUCGCCGUCGCUGCACCUCGACAUCCUGCAGGACUUCGUGCCCACGUUCGCCAAGAACGCCGAGGCCCUGGUGGAGCGGUUGCAGCAGCACGCCGACCGCGGCACCGCGCUCGACAUGUCGCCCGAGUUCGGCAUGCUGGCCAACAUGACCAUCAUGGAGACGGUGCUGUCCAUGCGCCGCGACGGCGCCUCGGACAAGGAGUACGCCUCCAUGGUGGACGUGCUGAGCGAGACCAGCGAGAUCAUCAUGUGGCGCGCCAUGCGGCCCUGGUGGGGGAGCGACGCGCUGUUCCGGUGGCUGAGCUCGCGCUACGAGACGUACAAGCAGACGGCCGCCUGCAUGAACGCCAUGGUGACGGACAUCCUGCGCUUCAAGCAGGACGAGGUGGCGCGCGGUGUGCCGCCGCCGCCCCGCCGCCGCAUGGCCUUCCUGGACCACGUGCUGCGCUCCGCGGAGAGCGCCAACAUGUCCACGGAGGAGAUGCGCGACGAGCUCAAGACCUUCCUCUUCGCCGGCUCCACCACGUCCAUGGACUUCCUGGCCAUGGUGGCGCUCAUGUUCAGCAUGUACCCCGACGUGCAGAGCAAGGUGCAGCAGGAGCUGGACGACAUCUUCGGGCCCCUGGACACGCAGCGCACGGUGACGGCCGAGGACCUGGGCCACAUGCAGUACACGGAGCGCGUGCUGCGCGAGACGAUGCGCUACGCGCCGCCCGUGCCCAUGGUGUUCCGCGAGGCCACGGAGGACGUGAAGCUGCCCACGGGCGUGACCAUCCCGCGCGGCUGCAUGGUGGCGCUGGUGCCGGCCGGCACGCACCGCCUGGAGAAGCACUUCCCCGACCCGCAGCGCUUCGACCCGGACCGCUUCCUGCCCGAGAACACGCGCGGCCGCCACCCCUUCGCGUACAUCCCGUUCAGCGCGGGCACGCGCAACUGCAUCGGCCAGCGCUACGCCCUCAUGAUGGCCAAGACGGCCGUGGCCACGCUGCUGCGCCGCUACUCCUUCGCCCGCGCGCCCGGCGGCCCCAAGGGCUUCCACGAGGUCAACGUCGACAUGGGCAUCACCAUCGCGGUGCGCGGCGGCGCCGUCGUCCGUGUGCAGCGGCGGACCGCGCCGGCCGCCGCCAAGUAGGCCGACGAGGAGGUAGCCGCGCCUCGCCCCCGCACUCUCAUUCCGGGAACGUGACGUCACGUUGGAAAGAAUGUGACAAGGUGUCCCGUUCCUUUGAGCAUUGAGUCACAUUCGUUUGAAUGUGACCGAUUCACAUGGCCGAUUCACAUCCAAACGAAUGUGACACAACGCUCAAAGGAACGUGACACCAGAGUAAGCUAACAUUUCACUUUUGCAAUUAACGUUAUUUCUGUAUCUCGGCUAAACGGCUAUAGAUAUAAUAGUUAUUCAUAUGGAUGAACCCAUCUUAAAUUGAAUUUCAGAUGGGGUCAUCCCUUUCCUACUGUUAGCCGUUUAGCCGAGAUACAGAAAUAACGUUAAUUGCAAAAGUGAAAUGUUGGCGCACCCUGCGGUGAUACGCACCUGAUGUCACGUUUCUCCAAUGAGAGUGCAGCGGCCGCGCCCCGCCGCGCAACGUCCACCGUACCUUGAACGUACCUGAGCAGAGAAUCAGUCAGUAGGUUUGGAGCGCCCUCCCCUCUCACGCUCUGUUGAUUGUGGCUGGACUCCAGACACACGCCCACUUAUCGUGACAUACUGUUCUAUGUUAGAGCCACGUGUUUGUUUUUGUGUCUUUUUUUCGUAAUAAAAACGCCGCUUGUUUCCCA
Messenger RNA from Thrips palmi, 2445 nucleotides. Its product is annotated as cytochrome P450 4C1-like. The transcript is spliced from 6 exons. Gene Ontology annotation, molecular function: iron ion binding; monooxygenase activity; heme binding. NCBI's taxonomy places the organism in Eukaryota, Metazoa, Arthropoda, Insecta, Thysanoptera, Thripidae. Bases 257 to 1798 code for a protein of 513 amino acids. The record is from RefSeq and is a predicted model, not a curated record.